This is a messenger RNA of Rosa rugosa (rugosa rose), 406 nucleotides long. RefSeq names its product putative protease Do-like 14. Lineage: Eukaryota; Viridiplantae; Streptophyta; Magnoliopsida; Rosales; Rosaceae. The transcript is spliced from 3 exons. The coding region runs from base 71 to 325 and encodes 84 amino acids. The record is from RefSeq and is a predicted model, not a curated record.
UGAUUCAUUUCAUCUUUCUCCUGGAGACUAGGUCGUGGCAGCUGGCCGACAUUUUACGGACCGCUCUCUCAUGGCUGCUCCUGGUAUAUUUAGCAUUGAUGCUUGCAUGUACAGCAUAGGUGCUUGCAACUUCGACUGUAAGGAGCUUAUGAGAGCAGAUUGCAACAUCAGUAAAUGUGGUGUUGGUGGACCCCUGAUCAACAUGUAUGGACAAGUCAUUGGUAUCAACUUCUAUGAUUUGUUUUAUACCCCAUUUUUGCCAAUUGACAUUGUUCGUAAAUGUCUGAAGCAUUUCGAAGAAACUGGAUAUGCUUUAAAUUGUUGAUGGUAUACAUAUAUGUAUCAUGUAUGCUUCAUAUUAUGAUAGCUAUGUUAAAUGUCAUGCCCAUGAAUUUUUUCAAGCCAU